Molecule: messenger RNA, 1227 nt
Organism: Tachysurus vachellii
Lineage: Eukaryota; Metazoa; Chordata; Actinopteri; Siluriformes; Bagridae
Exons: 4
Coding region: 127-762 (211 amino acids)
Source: RefSeq, a predicted model, not a curated record
UUUUCUACGAUGCAGGGAUGACGCUCCAGAACCAAACUAAGGACAAAACUAAGUAGUGCAGCGAGAUUCCGACUAUUUUCCGACCGACUGUCUGUAUCCGUUAUCUGAAAGUCAGACAAAUGGAUUAUGCUCGAGACGUUUUAUCUAGGUCUUCAUCAGACCAUCACGCAUUUUGCCACACGGUUUAAGAACAACCUCCAAGAUCCCAACCAGUCUGGCUUUAAAGCAGCUCAUUCCACAGCUAGAUCAGCCAAACUGAUACGGUCAACCACAAGACUCUCUUGUCCACCCUCAGGAGUCUUGGGAUUUGCAGAUCAGCUUGGGAACGGUUCACUUCCCUUCCUACCUGGAAGGAGGCUCAUAUCAGAUUCUGAUCGGAUCUCAGCAUGUCUGGCAGAAAUAUCAUCAUGGAUGGCUGCUCAUCAGUUAAAGCUCAAUCCUAGCAAAACUGAACUGCUGUUCAUCCAAGGUGAUUCAUCCCCAGGUCAUGACCUUGCCAUAUCCCUGCACAACGAUCCGAUCUCCCCUUCAGCCACAGCUCGCAACCUUGGGGUAAGCACAGAAAAUCAACUGUAUUUUUCCUCUCAUGUUGAUAAUGUGACCCGCUCAUGUCGGUUUCUUCUCUACAACAUUAGAAGGAUUGAGUCAUUUUUGUCCACACAGGCUGCUCAUGUACUUGUUCAGUCUCUUGUCAUCGCAGGACUUGAUUACUGCAACGCACUGCUGGCAGGUCUACCUAUGAACGCAACUCGUACUCUGUAAAUGAUCCAAAAUGCAGCUGCACGGCUUGAUUUCAACCUGCCUUUCUCGCAUACCACCCCGCUGCUGCAAUCCCUCCACUGGCUUCCAGUAGCUGCACAUAUCAGAUUCAAAACACUGAUGCUGGCCUACAAAGCCAAAAACGGACCAGCUCCCUCUUACCUCAAAGCCCUCAUCACUCCUCACACUGCACCUCGCACCCUCUGAUCUACCAGCACUGCUCGACUGGUUCCACCAUCUCUCAAGAUAAGAGGCAAAUAUAUUACAAGACUCUUUUCUGUUCUGGCACCAAGGUGGUGGAAUGAACUUCCCAUAGGGGUCCGGACAGCUGAGUCGCUGGCUAUUUUCAAAUGGCGGGUAAAGACCUACUUAUUUAGGAAACACUUCAACUAGCACUUCUUCCCCUAUUUUUUGCAUUCAUUAAAAAAAAAAAAAAAAAAAAAAAACCUUUGAAACUUUUUUAUUGUA